GAAGGAGUAUAUAUUUUUUUGUUGUGAUGAAGAUAGAGAAGAAGAGGGGUUGAAGUUGAGGUUGAGGUUGAGGUUGUGUUGUGUUGUGUUGUGUUGUCCGCCUGUUGGUUCAUCGAUUAUCGCGCCCACCCCUCACGAGCGUUUCUUCAUCUCUCUCUCUCAUCUCCACACCACUUGUAUUUGCUGUACCAUUUUUAUACUUCCACCUAUCAUCUUUCUCUCUCUGAUAAUCACUCGCACUAUCAUCGCUUCCCCCAAUCACAAAUGCUCAGAUUCUUCCACCCAUUCACAGAUUGUUAACCCAUACCCCUUUUCCCGAUCCCCAAUCGGUGGAUUUAAGUUCUACAGAAAAGACUCUGAAGAAGAAAAAAGAAAAAAAAGAUGAAACGAGAAUACCCACAGCAGGAUUACACCUUCUUUAAUGGCGGCAGUUCCACUUCCGCUUCCGCCUCCACCGCCGCCGCCUCUGGUUCUGGGUUUUCAGAUGUCACCGGGAAAUCGAAGAUGUGGGAUGAGGUUGAAGAGCAAGACGCCGGCGUUGAUGAGCUGUUGGCGGUGCUUGGGUACAAAGUUAAGUCGUCUGAUAUGGCUGAUGUUGCGCAAAAGAUCGAGCAUCUGGAAGGUGUUUUGGGGAACGAUGAUGGGUUGUCUCAGCUUGCUUCUGAUUCUGUUCAUUAUAACCCUUCAGAUCUAUCUUCGUGGCUUGAAUCAAUGAUUUGUGAGCUGAACCCCACAAAUCAACCCACUGUUAUAGAUGAUUCGUUUGUGAACAAUACCUCCUCUGUAACUCCGUCAGCUGUGGACUCAUCUUCUGUCUUCGUUGACGAUCUACAAAGGAUCCCCGGAAACGCAAUUUAUCCUCCGGCGAAAAAACAAAAACCCUCUUCUCCGUCGACCGGUGCCUCCUCCUCGUACAAUCCGAACCCGAUUGUUCUUGUGGAUACACAGGAAAACGGGAUCCGACUUGUUCAUACUCUGAUGGCUUGCGCCGAAGCUGUCCAGCAAGACGACUUGAAACUAGCUGAAACCUUGGUGAAACAAGCCGGAAUUUUAGCUGUCUCUCAAGCCGGAGCUAUGAGGAAAGUUGCGACGUAUUUUGCCGAAGCUCUUGCUCGAAGAAUCUACCGGCUAUACCCUAAAACGCCACAAGAUUCGCCGGCGUUCCAAGAUCUUCUUCAGAUGCAUUUUUACGAAACCUGCCCUUAUCUCAAAUUUGCCCAUUUUACGGCGAAUCAAGCUAUCUUAGAAGCUUUUGCAGGUAAGAAGAAGGUUCAUGUGAUCGAUUUUAGCAUGAAACAGGGUAUGCAGUGGCCGGCUCUGAUGCAGGCUUUGGCUCUUCGACCCGGAGGUCCGCCCACUUUCCGAUUAACCGGAAUUGGGCCACCAUCAGGUGAUAAUACGGAUCAUUUGCAGGAGGUUGGUUGGAAAUUGGCUCAAUUGGCUGAUACAAUUCAUGUGGAGUUUGAGUACAGGGGUUUUCUUGCUGAAAGCUUGGCUGAUCUUGAACCCUCGAUGCUUGAUUUAAGAGAAGAUGAAGUUGUCGCAGUUAACUCAGUUUUUGAGUUGCAUCAGUUGUUGGCUAGACCGGGCGCCGUCGAGAAGGUCUUAUCGGCGGUGAAGGAGAUGAAGCCGGAGAUUUUAACAGUGGUGGAGCAAGAAGCUAAUCAUAACGGACCGGUGUUCUUGGAACGAUUCACCGAGUCUUUACAUUACUAUUCCACCCUUUUUGACUCGCUUGAAAGCAGUGGCAACGGCGGCGGAGUGGUGGAAGGUGGUGGUAUUCCGGCGGCGAGUAACCAAGAUAAGAUUAUGUCGGAGGUGUAUCUUGGUAAACAGAUCUGUAACGUGGUUGCGUGUGAAGGACCAGACCGAGUUGAAAGGCACCAGACGUUGAGUCAAUGGAAGACUCGGUUUGAAUCGGGUGGGUUUGAAGCGGUUCAUCUGGGUUCCAACGCCUACAAACAAGCUAGUAUGUUGUUAGCUCUGUUCGCCGGCGGCGAUGGCUACAGGGUGGAGGAAAACAACGGUUGUUUGAUGUUGGGUUGGCAUACACGGCCACUAAUCACGACAUCGGCGUGGAAGCUCCGGUGAACUCGACUGGGUCAACUCGGUGAAUAAUACCUAACGAGUUGGUUCAAACUCAGUGCCAGCCUGGAAAAACAGAAAUCGCGAGUUGCUGAGUUGGAGAACUGAAACUCAAUAGGUGGGGGCCACUUGCCCACAUCUGGGUAUUUUGUUUAUUUUAAUUACCAAAGUAAUUUUUUUUUUUUUUUUUUAUGUUUAUCUUUUAUUUUCUAUUUUAAAUUGGGAGUUGGUGGGUUAAAUUGGAAUUAGAUUUAAGUCGUGUGAGUGGAAUGGAAUCUUGUAAUUUUCUCAAGGGGUUGAAUGAAAAUAGGGUCAAUGUGAAUUUUAUAGUA
This is a messenger RNA of Lactuca sativa (garden lettuce), 2417 nucleotides long. RefSeq names its product DELLA protein GAI1. NCBI's taxonomy places the organism in Eukaryota, Viridiplantae, Streptophyta, Magnoliopsida, Asterales, Asteraceae. The record is from RefSeq and is a predicted model, not a curated record.